UUGCCGAGGGAAAAGAAGACGAACAGCGUCAUCCCCCCCCAAGCAGGCAGCAGCAGACCUCCGACCCCACGCCCCAGGACGACCCAUGCCCCUCCCGGGGGCGGCCCCUUGGCGGGCACAAAGCCGGGCUCGGCCCCUGCCAGGAGCGCUGUGUGCCGCCGUCCCGCCGCCGCUGCUGCUCAUCCCUCCCUCCGUCCCCUCCCUUCCUUCCGCCGCCUCGCUAGCGUCCGCCUUCCCUGCCUCCCUCCUUGCCUGCUCCCGGCGGGCGUGGGGCCGGGGCAGCGCUGGGCCAUGGAGGAGGCGGCUGCGGCUGCCGGGGCACCCCCGCCCGGGGCUGCGGCGGCAGCUGCUGCUGAUGCUGCUGCUAUGGCCGAGCCCCCGCCCGGGGCCGCCGCUCCCGCCCCGCGCCGGCUGCUGGCGCUGCUCGGGGCCAAGCUCUGCACCUGGCAUAUUUUGAAAACAAUAAUUCUGGGCCAGAUGCUCUCUUUGUUUAUCUGUGGGACUGCUGUUACAAGCCAGUACCUAGCAGAAAAAUACGAAGUGAAUACUCCAAUGUUUCAAAGUUUCAUCAACUAUGCUUUGCUGCUUCUGGUUUAUACAACAAUGCUGGCAUUUAGGACUGGUGGUGACAGUCUUUGGCAAAUUUUGAAACAGAGGUGGUGGAAGUAUAUUUUUUUGGGAGUGGCUGAUGUUGAAGCCAAUUACAUGAUUGUAAGGGCCUACCAAUAUACAACCCUCACAAGUGUGCAGCUGCUGGACUGCUUUGGGAUUCCUGUGCUGAUGGCUUUGUCAUGGUUCGUUCUCCGAGCAAGAUACAGGCUGAUACAUUUUAUUGCUGUUGCCGUCUGUUUGCUUGGUGUAGGAACAAUGGUGGGUGCAGACAUUUUGGCAGGGAGGCAGGACAGUGAAGGUAGUGACGUGGUGAUUGGAGAUGUCUUAGUGCUUCUUGGUGCUUCUUUGUAUGCCAUUUCUAAUGUGAGUGAGGAAUACAUUGUGAAAAAUCUGAGCAGAGUGGAGUUUCUAGGAAUGGUGGGCUUGUUUGGGACUAUUGUCAGCGGUCUACAGCUAGCCAUUGUGGAACAUAAGGAGAUAACGAGAAUUCAGUGGAACUGGAAAGUUGCAUUAUUGUUCACAGUCUUUGCCCUGUGCAUGUUUGGGCUGUACAGCUUCAUGCCAGUUGUCAUUAAAGUUACCAGCGCAACCUCAGUCAACCUGGGUAUUCUGACUGCAGAUCUCUACAGUCUGUUCUUUGGGCUUUUCCUUUUCUAUUACAAGUUUUCAGGUCUUUAUAUCCUGUCCUUCGUUAUCAUCAUGGUGGGCUUCAUCUUGUAUUGCUCCACUCCAACUCGGACAGCAGAACCCACUGCCUUACCACAGCCUGAGAGCACUGGCUUGGACAAUGCCGGACUAAAGCUUGAGGAGAAUGACACUGAAACUCCAACCGUAACUGUGCAGUUCAUAAGAGGAGAAACUGUGGUGGUCAGCACUGAUUAAAGAAAUGGCAGCAUUUCAAACAGAGCUGCUUUUUUAAUCACAAAAUUUCCCUGAAAUAUUAAUCCGGAGAGCUGUCCUACUGCCAAAGCAUGUGUCAUGCUGCGCUGGUUUUAAUGCACUGGAUAGACUUUUAAGGCCAGAUCCUCAAUCAGUAAAAUUAUUGAUUUGCCCUUGCAGAAAAUCUGGCCCUUAGAAGAAGACAGAUUAGUAUUUAUGUGGAGUCUCUGGAAAGUUAGAGACUGUUAUUUUUAAAUGCUUAAUUAACUUAACAACAAAUGCUUGGG
Messenger RNA from Empidonax traillii (willow flycatcher), 1778 nucleotides. It is a transcript of the gene SLC35F2, whose product is annotated as solute carrier family 35 member F2. Gene Ontology annotation, molecular function: transmembrane transporter activity. The transcript has 8 exons. Gene Ontology annotation, biological process: transmembrane transport. Lineage: Eukaryota; Metazoa; Chordata; Aves; Passeriformes; Tyrannidae. Gene Ontology annotation, cellular component: membrane. Bases 292 to 1494 code for a protein of 400 amino acids. The record is from RefSeq and is a predicted model, not a curated record.